AGUAUGUUGUUGAUAGACACGAUAGAGGAGGAGACGGAGAUCCCGGAUCUAGAGGAUGAUAGCAGUGAGGAGGAGAUAGAUCAGAUUACCGAGGAGAAGACAGCCAAGAAGAAGUUGAAACAGAGAGUAAAGGCUCUUCCGAAGAAAAGGAAGAAAAAGCCUGAAUUCUCGAGUGACUUCAACUGGGAAGAGGCUGAUUUGAACAUGGACGAGAUCGAAGAAUCGUUCGAGAAGAAAAUGGCUGCUCUCUCCAGAGGUAAGAUGAGACUUCAGGACAACACAUCAGCUAAGUUAACUGCACUUUCUAACGAAGUGGAGAUUUCAGACCAUUCGGACGAGGAGAAGGAGGAAAAGCAGGAGGAUAUUAAUCAGAACGAAAAUAAUACCCCUGAGCAGGAAUUAGAAUCUGCUAAAAAUGAAAAAUCAAAGUUCUUCACCGAGGCACCUGAACAAGACAUGAACAUAAAAUUUUCCGAGAUGAACCUCUCUAGGCCGAUACUGAAGGGCGUGGCUGCAUUGGGAUUCGCCCACCCCACACCAAUACAAGCCUCAGCUAUACCUCUAGCCCUGCUGGGUAAGGAUCUGUGCGCAUGUGCAGUGACUGGAUCAGGGAAGACAGCUGCUUACGUACUGCCUAUACUAGAGAGGCUACUCUACAAGCCUAAAUCUGGGAGUGUCACUAGAGUCCUUGUUAUGGUCCCUACCAGAGAACUAGGCAUGCAGGUAAGUUCAGUGAUCAACAAGCUAACGAGUGACAUGUCCAUCACACAAUGUCUCUGUGUGGGGGGCACGGACAUUCGGUCUCAAGAGGCUAACGUACGACAGGGUCCCGACAUCAUUGUGGCUACACCGGGACGUCUUAUCGACCUACUGUACAACACACCCACCUUUACUCUGGAUACUGUCGAGAUACUGGUCAUUGACGAGGCGGACCGCUGUCUGGACGAGCAUUUCCAGGAGCAGAUAAACGAGAUUGUGAAGAUGUGUAGUCCUGGAAGACAAAGCAUGCUAUUCUCUGCAACCAUGACUGACGAGGUGAAGGAGCUGAUCUCCCUGUCCCUUAACCAACCUAUCAAGUUAUUUGUAAACAAGAACACGGAGGUUGCUUCUGGACUCACUCAAGAGUUCAUUAGAAUAAGGGCUACUCAGGAAAACCACAGAAUAGGAAUUAUCUGCGCGCUUGUGUGCAGGACUUUCAACCAGAAUGUCAUGGUUUUUGUACCCACUAAAAAGUUGGCGCAUGAGCUCCGUAUAAUUUUGGGUCUCUUGAAGAUAAAAGUAGACGAGUUGCAUGGCAAUCUGACUAUGGCACAAAGAAUAGAAGCUCUGACCGAGUUCAAGAACGGUAAAACUGACGUGCUGGUAGCCACUGACCUGGCGUCUCGUGGACUGGAUAUAGAAGGAGUGAAAACUGUAAUCAACUACAACAUCCCUUCAAACGUGAAGCAAUACGUUCACAGAGUGGGGAGGACUGCUAGAGCUGGCAAGUUUGGGAGGUCUAUCACUCUGGCUGGAGAACAAGAGCGGAAACUGAUGAAGGACAUCGUAAAGCAAUCUAAAGAUCCCGUAAAGAACAGAGUUGUACCGCCGGAAAUAAUCAGUAAGUACGUACAGACUUGUUUACUGUUGAAAGAUACUGUCUCCCAGUUUCUGAAGCAAGAGGGCGAAGAUAAGGCUAUGAGGAUAGCUAACAUGGAAUUAAACAAAGCUCAGAACAUGAUUAAACACGAGGAUGAGAUAUUCAGCAGGCCCGCCCGACACUUUAUGAAGACUGAAAUCCCCAAAACUAAAACUCAGAAGAAGAAGAAGAAAGAGCUGCAAGGCGACGAUUUUGAAAUGAAGAAGGAGCGAUCGUUUGUGAAGCGAGAUGCGAGGAGAUCUACUAGACCUCAGAGAAUCAGAGCAGUGGUUGAGGAAGAGCCCAAGAAGAAAAAGGCGAUAAAAAGAAAAGCUGGAUUCACGGAAGAGUUGACUGCGACGAAGAAAGCUAAGAAAGGUCCAUCAGAGCUGAAACCUAAAGGAGCUAAAGAGCCUUUCAGAGAAAAAAAGUUGAGAAAAUCUGGGAAACCGGGCGCUGGGAGUUUCAAAUCAAAACGGAAAUACAAACGAAGAAAAUGAUUUGUUUUUUAUGAUAAUCAGUUUUAUUGUUAAAACUCAAAGUCGUGGCGCCCCACUGUGAUCUGUAUUCUUCACUUUUAUUCCAACCAUUUGACCAAGAUUUUAUUUUUACGGUAGCCAGGGUUUGAGUUAAAUUAAUUUAUUAUCUAUUCUAGAUGUAAUUUUUUUGGUAUGUUCGUCUGUAUCACGCUCAUUUCUAAACUUAAUUUGGAGCCACUUACAUGCUUUUUGGCCAAAAUAGCCUAAUCUUUAAUGUUUAUAUCAAAUGUUGGAACUAGUUAAAUAAGAAACCAUGUUAGGUCAUAGUAUUCUCACGACCUAUAUAUUAUAUCCAGGAGUACCCUCGGUCAAAAUCUAUUAUUUGCCAAAGAUAUCUUUCCUUCUUCGCUCCUUUGAUGACGAAUAAUCUAUCAGUAUUAAUGAAGAACUCCAGGGGAUUAUGUUUCUUUACAAGUUGUAUCCAAAUAUGGUCAGUGCGAACAUUUUGGAGUGUAUAAUACAAAUUCUAUACGAACUUCAGAAAAUUCGACUCAUCGCAAAUUCUAAAACUGGGCGUGGCCCAAAAAUGGGCAUUACCGCAGAUACCACAUCCCGUUGAGUGCGUAUCCAAAAUAUUGACCUGCCCUCACAUUUUCAAUUAUAACA
Messenger RNA from Bolinopsis microptera, 2763 nucleotides. Its product is annotated as probable ATP-dependent RNA helicase DDX27. The record is from RefSeq and is a predicted model, not a curated record. NCBI's taxonomy places the organism in Eukaryota, Metazoa, Ctenophora, Tentaculata, Lobata, Bolinopsidae. The transcript is spliced from 2 exons. The coding region runs from base 4 to 2118 and encodes 704 amino acids. Gene Ontology annotation, molecular function: RNA helicase activity; nucleic acid binding; ATP binding.